Messenger RNA from Lactuca virosa, 3522 nucleotides. NCBI's taxonomy places the organism in Eukaryota, Viridiplantae, Streptophyta, Magnoliopsida, Asterales, Asteraceae. The record is from the annotation of a GenBank genome assembly.
AUGCAUCAGCUUCAUGCUCAUAGAAUUAUCUCCAUUUCAAAAUUAUCUAUGGUGUUCAAAACCCUUGUCCUUUUACCUUUCCUGUUACUUUGUGUUCUAUCUGCUGAUUCUAGCUUAAAAGAUGAAGCUAAUGCUUUGGAACAUUUCAAGAACUCAAUCACAGAUGACCCAACCGGUGCACUCCUGGAUUGGAAUGCUGAUUCCAUCCACCACUGUAACUGGACUGGAAUCCAAUGUGAUGAUGUCUCACAACGUGUAGUUUCCAUUUCUAUUCAACAAACACAACUCAAAGGCGAAAUCUCUCCUUUUCUUGGAAACCUUUCCAGCCUCCAGGUUCUUGAUCUAUCUUAUAAUUUAUUUACUGGAAACAUUCCUUCCCAGUUGGGGUAUUGCACACAGCUUACUGGACUUGCCUUUUACACCAAUUCCCUCUCAGGGUCGAUUCCAUCGGAACUGGGAAACCUCCGGAAUCUGCAGAUACUUGACCUUGGAAACAAUUCACUCACUGGAAUCAUUCCGGAAAGCUUGUGUAAUAUCACUUCCAUGUUAGAACUUAGCCUUGAUGACAACAAACUCAAUGGUACAAUCCCUGAUAGAAUCGGUGAUUUGAUAAAUCUUCAGCAACUUGGAGCUUAUAAUAACAGUUUACAAGGCUCAGUUCCUGCUUCUGUAGGUAAUCUAAAAGAGUUGAUAGCUCUUGACUUCAGUCAAAACCAACUUACUGGUAUCAUUCCUAGACAGAUUGGAAACUUGUCAAAUUUACAAGUUCUUCAGUUGUUUGAGAAUUCACUCUCUGGGAAAAUACCACCUGAAAUUGGUCAUUGCACGAAUCUAUCAGCUCUUAAUUUAUACAGCAACAAGCUCGUUGGAAGCAUUCCUCCUGAAAUUGGAGAUCUUGUGGGUUUACAGUUUUUGCGGUUGUAUAAAAAUCAGUUGAAUUCCAAGAUCCCAAACACGUUAUAUCGAUUAAAAUCAUUAUUGGUUUUGCAACUAGGAGAGAAUCAUCUCAUAGGGAGUCUUUCUCCCGAUAUCCAUUCACUGAAAUCAUUACAAUCUCUUACCCUUCAUCAGAAUAAUCUUUCUGGGGAGAUUCCGGCAUCCAUAACCAGAUUGGUGAAUUUGAUGUACUUAAGUAUUAGCUCAAAUUCCCUCACAGGUGUAAUUCCUUCAAGCAUUGGGUCGCUUCAUAAUCUGCUAGAUUUGUCUCUUAGUGAUAAUUUUCUGGAGGGAUCUAUUCCAUCUAGCAUCACCAACUGCACAAAUAUCCGUUGGUUAAAUGUUGCUGGUAAUCGGAUGACUGGAGAAAUGCCUCAGGGUUUAGGAAAGUUGUCAAAUCUUACAAAUCUAGCUGUUGGCGACAACAGAAUGUCAGGAAGAAUCCCGGAUGAUCUCUUCAAUUGCUCAAGUCUUGUGAUUUUAAAUAUGGCAAAUAACAAUUUCACUGGAUUGUUGAAACCGAGCAUCGGAAGACUCUCUAAUCUCCAAAUUCUGCAAUUUCAUGGUAAUUUCUUAUCUGGCUUCCUCCCAGGUGAAAUCGGAAAUCUAACUAGUUUGAUCUAUUUAACCCUUGGGCAGAACCAAUUUUCGGGUACCAUUCCUGUAGAAUUCUCAAACAUUUCAUCCCUUCAAAGCCUUUUUCUUGGUAACAAUAAUCUGGAAGGCGAGAUUCCAGAUGAAAUCUUUGAGCUCAAACAGCUUACAGAACUGCACUUGAUGAACAACAAAUUUGUGGGCUCUAUUCUGAAUUCCGUUUCAAAGCUUGAGGAGCUUUCUCAGUUAGAUGUAAGUGGAAACAGGUUUAACGGCUCAAUCCCUGAUAGUAUGAGAAAACUUAACAAGUUGCUUUCGAUAGACCUCUCACACAACAUGCUGACAGGGUCGAUUUCAAGGUCCGUGAUUGCAGGUAUGAAAAAUACACAGAUCUUUAUCGACUUCUCCAACAAUUUUCUUACAGGAAGGAUACCAAAUGAAUUAGGCGAGAUGGAGAUGAUACAAGCCAUUUACAUCUCAAACAAUAAUCUGUCAGGAGGGAUUCCAGUGACGCUUCAAAGAUGCAGAAACUUGAGAAGUUUUGAUGUGUCUGGAAAUCAGCUUUCUGGUAGUGUUCCAGAAGAAAUAUUCCCUCCUCUUGAUCUGCUUUCCACCAUAAACUUUUCAAGAAAUCAGUUCGAUGGCGAGAUCCCUGGAACUAUGGCGAAUUUGACUCGUCUUACUUCUAUUGAUCUUUCACACAACAAAUUCAACGGUUUGAUUCCAGAAAGUUUUGGCAACAUUUCGGUUUUGAAAAAACUUGACCUUUCAUUCAACGAAUUAGAAGGACGUGUUCCAGAUACUGGUAUUUUCAGAAACAUAAGCGCAGUUGGAUUACAGGGAAACCCAUCUCUGUGUGUUACAAACAACACCGAAUUAUGCGCCUCAUCAAGUCGAUCAAAGCGCUCACUAUCCAGAAAGGCUGUAUUGAUUCUUUCAAUACUCGGAUCACUUACAUUGCUUCUUGUAUUCAUUUUGGCUGUAUUAUGUUGUCGGCAUGUUAGAAAAGCCAAAGUCAAAGAGCUUGAGAACCCAACAUUACCAGAAAAUACCGCAGGGUUCACUCUCAGAAGAUUUGAUAGAAAAGAAUUGGAAGAUGCUACCGACAACUUCAGUGAAGGUAACAUUCUGGGUACAACUAGUUUAAGCACUGUGUACAAGGGUAGACUAGAAGGUGGGAGGAUGAUAGCAGUGAAAAAUUUGAACAUCACCCAGUUUUCAGCAGAAUCUGAGAAAAGCUUCAACAAAGAAAUGAAGACAUUAGGGAAACUGAGGCAUAGAAAUCUAGUGAAGUUACUUGGUUACGCAUGGGAGAGUGGGAAGCUAAAGGCUUUGGUUCUUGAAUACAUGGAAAACGGUAAUUUGGAUAGGAUUAUACACGACUCUGGGAUUGAUAGAUCAAGAUGGGAUUUGUCUGAAAGAGUAGAUGUUUUGGUUUCUGUAGCCAGAGGAUUGGUGUACUUACACUCAGGAUAUGAUUUUCCUAUAGUUCAUUGUGAUUUGAAGCCUUCUAACAUACUUCUGGAUGAAAAGUGGGAUGCUCAUGUGAGUGAUUUUGGCACAGCUAGGAUUCUUGGAGUUCAUCAACAAGAUGGAAGCAACAUCUCUUCUGCUUCCGCAUUUCAAGGCACAAUUGGUUACUUAGCACCAGAAUUUGCGUAUAUGAAGAAACUGACAACAAAAGUGGAUGUAUUUAGCUUUGGAAUAGUAGUGAUGGAACUUAUAACAAGAAAAAGACCGACAAGUGUCCUUACUGAAGAGGAGGGAGUCCAGAUCACUUUGCCACAACUAGUAGACAGAGCACUUUCAAAUGGAAUAAAUGAGCUGAUGGAAAUUAUAGACCCUGAUCUGGCUUCUAAUUUCUCCACGAAACAGGGUGUUAUAGAACAACUACUUAAGUUGGCCUUAUAUUGCACAAAAAUGAACCCAGAGGAUCGACCUGACAUGAAUGAAGUCUUAUCUUCCCUUUCAAAGAUCCAUAAGAACGUCUAG